Messenger RNA from Melanaphis sacchari, 2603 nucleotides. Its product is annotated as protein amalgam-like. Bases 317 to 1210 code for a protein of 297 amino acids. Gene Ontology annotation, cellular component: neuron projection membrane. The transcript is spliced from 6 exons. Lineage: Eukaryota; Metazoa; Arthropoda; Insecta; Hemiptera; Aphididae. Gene Ontology annotation, biological process: synapse organization. The record is from RefSeq and is a predicted model, not a curated record.
UAUCGUUGCGGGAAAGUCGUCGGUAAUAAUUAUAUAUUUCCUCUACCCGUUUGUUUACGCUAAUGUAAGUUAUUUUACACAAAAUAAAAUAUUUACGUGAUGAUGAGAUUUUCAUAAAUUGAUCGCUGAAUUAAAAAAAGAAAACAGGUGAUUAGAAAAAUACGAAGAUGAUAGUGAUUUUAAAAUAAUCUUUUAAGUAUUUUUUCUACAAAGUAAAUUAAUUUAAAACAUAUUAAAAAGUGUGUUUGGAAACUUUUAAGUGGUAUCUACAAUAUAGAUUUAAAAAUAAAGUGAACUAUUUUUAAUUUCAAUUCACAUGUUAUCUAAAAUGCAAUUACAAUUGAUAUCAAUAUGGUUGAUGACGUUUCAAUGGAUCUCCAAUUCAGAUGGUUCGAUCGAAUCGCCGUCACAGACCGGCAACCUCAACUAUUGGGAACAACCGUUCUCGCAGCCUUACUUCGACAACGCCACUAGACGCGACGUCACUGCGACCGUGGGCCAGAUGACGUACUUACACUGCAGGGUCCGAAAUCUCGGCGACCGAUCGGUGUCGUGGAUCAGAAAACGUGACCUGCACAUAUUGACCGUUGGCAUACUAACGUACACAAACGACCAGCGUUUUCAAUCGCUGCAUUCGGACGGGUCAGACGAGUGGACGCUCAGGAUCACAUCUCCACAGAUCAAAGACUCGGGAACGUACGAAUGUCAAGUGAGCACCGAACCGAAAAUCAGCCAAGGAUUCCAGUUGAAUGUAGUCAUAUCGAAAGCCAAAAUCAUCGGCAACACAGAAAUGUAUAUCCGGAGUGGUAGUGACAUAAAUUUGACGUGCGUUGUUCUGGAAACGCCAGACCCACCCAGCUUCAUCUAUUGGUACCGAGAUAGGGAUGUCAUUAACUAUUCAGGACGCGGUGGCAUUAGUGUAGUGACUGAGAAACAGACACGGACCAGCAGACUACUGAUAUCCAAGGCACAGCCACCCGACACUGGAAACUACACGUGUGCCCCAUCUGCCUCAGAUUCGGCAAGCGUUACCGUUCACGUCCUAAACGGUGAACACCCGGCGGCCAUGCAACAUGGCAACAGCAGCAACAGCGCCGUGACCAGGCUGCUGCCAAUUUUCCUGUUGUUCGUGUGUCAUUCCAUUCAGGUGCUGUUGGUCACUGACCAAUGUUUGUACGUGCCGUCUCGCGUCGUCAAACUGGCAAGAUGAACGGCUACGCGCAAACACGAUUGAAAUCAUUAUUAAAACAAUAUCAUAACUAAUCUAUGUCGUGUACGCGUGCGUGUUUAUACAACGACAAUAGUAUUUAAGAAUGUAUAAAAUAUAAAAUGAAUUUGUACAAUAUAUUUUUUUUUCUUGUUGGACUUUAGCCCGGCGACUAGGGCCAUUAGUUUUUUAGGAGUUAUGAACUGUGGUAGGGGUAAGAGAUUGAUACAGUAGGUUGUUUUUACGACUGUUACGGUUGAUAAUAAACACGUGUAUGUGUGUCGAGGUUUUUAACCACUAUGAACCCGGGCGGUCACCCAUCCAAGAGCUAGUAGCUGUGGCCGUUACUUAACGUUAGCCAACGCGUCACGCCAAGCCACAAGUGUAUAAUAAUAUUAUUACGAUCAUCGCUGUAAAGAAAAAAAUCGCAGUCGCCAGCGCCACUACACAGUAAGACAUAAUAUGCUAAUAAUUGUAUGCGGGUACGUUCGACAUUAUGAUGUAUUGUACUGCGCGUCGAGUGAAUUCUUUGGUUUUCAUUUUUUUCUACACUAUAAUAAUAAUUUUAUUGUUACAUAUUAUUAACUAAUGUUAUUAUUGUUAUUGCGUAAGCUUGCUAGAGACGUAUUGUCACACGGUUUGUACUCGGACGGCGUUUUACUGUUUAACGUUCGUGUCGACGGUUUAAAUGAUGCGAUAAACGAGAGACAGGGACAGAGAUAUAAUGAUAAAAUAUAUUACUAAUUCUAUAUUAUUACUGUUGCAGACGUAAGACGCGUUCGGGUGGUGGGUGGUCGCAUUUUUCGUGGCAGUGGUUUUUGGCAUGUCGAAAAUACUUUUGUUUUUUGUUUAUAACAUAAACACACUCAUUAUAAAUUAUUAUAAUAUAUAAAUUAUUACUAAUGUAACUAUUAUGAUAUAAGAUAACGGAAACAAAUGCGUGCUUGUAAAUAUUUAUACCUACCUAUUGAUGUUUGGAUGUUUGUUUCCCGUAUUGUUCCUUGCCGCUUGAAUUUUUCACUCGUACGAAAAUAAUAUAUAUUAUUAUAUACCAUGAUUUAUGAUCUAAACGUGUUUCUAUCAUUAUAUAAUAUUAUUGUAAGCUGUAAUAUCAAAAUUAUUAUUAUUGCCAAUCUAUUGAUGUUGUAUAGUUUUGUUUUGCGUCUGUGACCUGUGUAUAAAAGUUUCCUAUAUCAUAGCUGUUCGUUUUCUCAUUAUUGUGUACAAUGCUGGAUACUAUAUAUUACAUUUACAAUAUUAAUAUAUUAUAAUAUGUUUGUGUAUUAUUAUCGAUUUCGUUAUUUUAUUAAAACCAAUCGUUUAUAUGUGAUGUCGGGAGUUUAAUUUAGAUUAUUAAAAUUUUAAUGAAAAUUAUUGAUAAUAAUAAUAAUAGUGU